Molecule: messenger RNA, 432 nt
Organism: Mizuhopecten yessoensis (Yesso scallop)
Lineage: Eukaryota; Metazoa; Mollusca; Bivalvia; Pectinida; Pectinidae
Product: DEAD-box ATP-dependent RNA helicase CshA-like
Exons: 1
Coding region: 1-432 (143 amino acids)
Source: RefSeq, a predicted model, not a curated record
AUGACAGACGGCAGACAUAAUGACGGAAUGACAGACGGCAGAUAUAAUGACGGAAUAAGAGACGGCAAACUUAAUGGCGGAAUGACAGACGACAGACUAAAUGGCGGAAUGACAGACGGCAGACUUAAUGGUGGAAUGACAGACGGCAGACAUAAUGACGGAAUGACAGACGGCAGACAUAAUGACGGAACGACAGACGGCAGACAUAAUGACGGAAAGACAGACGACAGACAUAAUGACGGAAUGACAGACGGCAGACAUAAUGACGGAAAGACAGACGACAGACAUAAUGACGGAAUGACAGCCGGCAGACAUAAUGACGGAAUGACAGUCGGCCGGCAUAAUGAUGGAAUGACAGACGGCCGACAUAAUGACGGAAUGACAGACGGCAGACAUACUGACGGAAUGACAGACGGCAGAAGAGCGAUUUGA